Penicillium daleae is the source of this 252-nucleotide messenger RNA. Its product is annotated as quinate permease. The record is from RefSeq and is a predicted model, not a curated record. Lineage: Eukaryota; Fungi; Ascomycota; Eurotiomycetes; Eurotiales; Aspergillaceae. The transcript has 2 exons. The coding region runs from base 1 to 252 and encodes 83 amino acids.
AUGAAAUUCUACAUCCUCUUCGUGGUCGGCAAUUUCACUAAUUCCAUCUUCUUCUGGGCCAUGCUCCCAGAGACGAAACAAUUGCCCCUGGAGGAGAUGAAUAAACUCUUCACUGAGAGUCCUUGGUUUAUCGGCAACUCCACCAAAAGUGAGCAUCUAGUCACUGAGACUAGUAUCCUGGCCCAGCGAAUCGAAAACAAUGGGCUGGAAGACCAGUCUGACAUGACUGAGCACAAAGAGCUCACCGCUUGA